CCUCUCCUAGAGUUUACUUUUUUUGCAGGGGAAGUGGAGAGUCAGCAUGGCUGGGCGAGUAUUAGCCAAAUUUGUCGUCUCUUCUUUUACUGCUGAUUUGUUCUUCCUGUUGCUCUCUGCUAUGCAGUGUUCAGGGCUGAUUUGUGGACAAUUUGAAUAUCCCUUAUAUAAAAGAUGCUGCAAAGAGUGUGCUCCUGGUGAGGGAAUGAGAAACCGCUGCUCGCCAUCAUCAGAAACCGAGUGCGUCCCCUGCCAAGAUGGAUACUAUAACUCAAAGCAUAACUACUAUUCGUGCAAAAGGUGCACCAUCUGUGACACAGAUAGGGGAAGCAUUGAGGUGAAGAAGUGCGAUAAGAUCUCAGAUACAGUUUGCGUGUGCAUGAAGGGUUACACUCCAUACGACAGCGGAUCGUCAGAGGAAUCUCCAUCAGAAAAUGAAUGCUUCCCUUGUCCUGAUGGGCAUUUUUCCAAUGGAAACAAUGACAGAUGUUGGCCCUGGACCAACUGCACCGCUUAUGGUAAAAAAACUCUGAGAGCUGGGACAAAAAUAGAAGAUGCCAUCUGUGAUGACCAGGACAAACAGGCCACCACACUCCAAACAUCCACCUUAUACCUCUCUAUCAUCAGCCGCAGAAGCAAUGGAUCUACUACAGCACCCACCCCCUUCACGUCCAAAGACACCCUUUUCACCAUUCCCGUUAUAAAGGAGACUAACUGGGGGUCUUUAUCGCUCAUUUUGAUUUGCUUAACGUUGCUCAUGGUAUCUGGAAUGUCCAUCGUCCUCUUGAUUAUCCAGACGACCAAAAAGGAGAAGCCAAAGAGGCCUCCUGUGAAUGGACAACUUGAUGGAAGGAGCUUUCGAAUUCCUAUCCAGGAAGAGCAAAUCGACUCCAAUUCCAGCCUCAUCAAAAACUGAUUCCCUUUUAAACUACAGUGUACUGUCAUCUGAGCCAGUGGCGGCUCCGGGCACCAGCACUCCAAGCGUGUGCCUGGGGCGGCAAGCCGCGGAGGGCGCCCUGCCGGUUCCUGCAAGGGCGGCAAUCAGGCUGCCUUUGGCGGCAUGCCUGCAGGAGGUCCGUGGAUUCGGCGGCAAUUCGGCGGUGGGUACGCCGAAGCCGCGGGACCGGGGACCUCCCGCAGGCAAGCCGCCGAAGGCAGCCUGCCUGCCGUGCUUGGCGCGGCAAAAAAGCUAGAGCCGCCCCUGAACUGAGCCAAACAGUAGGAACCUAGCAAUGCAAUAACUACUCCUGGCGGCGGCUCCAGGCACCAGCGCCCCAAGCGCGUGCCUGGGGCAGCAAGCCACAGAGCGGUGGCCUGGCGGUCGCUGUGAGCGUGGCAGUCAGGCUGCCUUCAGCAGCUUGCCUGCAGGAGGUCCGCGGUGUUCGUUCCAGGGCUGGCUGCGCCCCCGGUCUCCUUUCUGGUCUCUCUAAGUGCUCCCCCUCAGGUCUUAGGCCUCAUGCCUGUUCCUCUCUUGGGGUGGAAUCAUGUGAUUCUCCCACUCUUAGACUGAGACGUGGGCUAUAGAACCAUGGGUAUCAACUGAGCUUACCGAGCAGGUCCAACUGAGUUUGGGCACCUACCAUUCUUCCCCUUGGGAGUUUGUGACCAGCGGUAUAUGGUGAGCAGACCUUUUUGAACCCAAAAUAUUGUAUUUAGCAAUAGUAGAAUGCAUUAGAGAGAGGAUUUCAAAACAAAUCUAGCCCUACCAUCCUUUGGCGACCUAGGGAGGCCUAGCUUCUCCAGACCCCCAAGUGGCUCCUCUUUCCGAGUCUCAUUCCAGUCUGGUUUCCCUUUUGGCUCUCCCUCCCCCUGAGAGAGUGACCCCCUUUAAACCUUGCUAGGAUCCUUUGUUGUCUUGUAUUUUGUGGGCCUUGACUUUUCCUGGUCAAAACAGUUUUGUAGGUUGUCUGGAGCCAUGGAAACAGAAUCGUGGAAGGUAAUAACUCCAGUACUGCCUCUUAACAGUUUUUAAGCGUUUGUUGAGAGGUGGUAAUCUGGAGACAUUCUGCUUCUUUCUGCCUGUCAGAUUCCUGUUAAGCUAAACCAGUGUAUUCAUACCAUCCCAAUAACUCUUAUUAAAGGGUAGUCCAAAUCCGUGUGUCUGUGUAUAAGGGCAGAGUCUUUAUAUUCACAGCCUUGAGAGAAAGCAAAUUCAGAUACGUAGGGAGAAGAUUAAGAGACGGCCACUCAAAGCGAACAAGCAUGCAACUUGUCCCGAUUUCAGACUUUAGCACUCAGCAUUUGCACUGCUACUUCACCUGCAAACCCAACACACCCCCACUCUUGUGCUUCCUGUUUGCGUUCAUGUGCAUCACAAUGAACAUCCUGUUAAGAGGGGUGUUUGCAGAGGGGAAAAAGAAGGUGAAGGGUGGGAACAGGCUGCAUGAAAAGCAAAUGCCGAAAGGAGCGGAGGAAAAGAGAACUUCCAAUGAAAGCAUAAAUAGUAUUUAUUGGGCCAGAUCCUCACCCACUGACUUCAGUGGAACUACGUGUGUGCCACUGGGGAUCUGGCCUACUGUCUCCAUCUACGUUGUGUGUUUGGCCCCUAUGUGGACGAGCGUAGCUUUCAAGGAUUCUUCUGGCCCUGACAUCACAAUUAAACUGAAUCACCCCGUGGAACGAAAUUCCAAUCAAACUCCAGCUAACUAUGCAAAGCCCCAAAUAGUUGGAGGUUCACAACCUGUCAGGCUCCCCUGCCGCUGGUUCUUGCCCCUUUCCGCUGUUGCUUUUGAACCCCUUUCUGUGCCCACAGGAUUAUCCUUGUUCGCUAAGUAACCUCAGCAAACCCCUCUCUGAAUGCAGCUGUUGUCUUGUUCGCUUGGCAGAACACGACAAUGUAAACAAUUCAAAAAACACGAGGCCCCCUAGGUACAAUAUUUCUUCUUCUUGAAAUGAGGCGUUGGCUGGGAGCAGCCAAUAGAUUGAUGUUCCAGUAGUGACACUUUCUGCAGCUAGCAUUAUAGUACAGCUCUGCAGAAUCCUGCCGGUAAUGGAUAGACAAUCCAGACCCGGGCUGCCGUUCUGUAUUUGAACACUCUGGGGCAGUUCACACUCAAGAACUGAACAAGCACUGGACCUGCUCCUGCUCCCGGUUGAAAUAAAUAGGAGUCUGGCAAUUAAAUUCAGUUGGAGCAGGAAUAUGCUCUAUGAACAAAUGCUACCCUGUAUCUGUAAUGGAGGUGCUGCAUGUCUUCAUGUUGGCUCAUAGAUUUUUCCAGGGGGUGAAUGAGUUUUAAAGUUAAUGGGAAGUGCCCUGUUAAAGACAAGCUGUGAAACGGGUCUUGGGCAAAUCACUGAAUCCCUCUGUUCCUCAGUCUGCCCGUCUGUAAAAACCGGAGUGAUGAUAUUUACCUCCUUCCUGGCCGUGUGGGUGAGGUUUAACGUGAAGUACUCUUUCAGGGCUCUUUGAAAACCGAGGGGUGGCAAGUUGGAUUGGCAUCCAACAGCGACAAAAGCAAAAGAUUAGCCUUUGCACUGUACAAAUGAAUAAGUUAAUUAUCCCCGACAUAUUUUGGUUUGUCUAAUAUAAAUGGGUAUAGUUUAUUACAUACCCUAUGGUCCUAGCUCUGCAAACAUAUACAAACUAGCCUCCAGAGAGACUACUUCUGGGCUUAAAGCUAAUCAUGUGCAUCACUGUUUGCAGGAUCAGGACCUUACUGUGUGUGUACUUACUUAUGUGUAUAUAUUAUAAUAUAUUUUACAUGUAUAUUCACAAUCAUGCAAAGUGUGAUGAUUAUUUUAUAUAUAUGAUAUAGAUCACAAUAUUUAACAUGCCUGUAAGAGUAUGUCCACACUGCAAUUAGACACUUGCAGCUGACCCGUGCCAGCUGACACAGGCUAAGUGGCUGUUUAAUUGCGGUGUAGAUGCUCAGGCUGCAGCCUGGGUUCUGAGACCUUCCCACUGCCCAGGGUCCUAGAGCCCAGGCUCCAGCCAGAGCCUGAAUGUCUACGCUACAGUUAAACAGCCCCUUAGCCCAAGCCCCAGUCAGCUAGCACAGGCCAGCCAUGGAUUUUUAAUUGCAGUGUAGACCUCUCUUGAGUGAGUUUGGCUUACCUAUAAUAUGUUCCAUGAUUUUGCAAUAUAUUUUCCUGUAAAUAGCUUUGGAUGUAAUUUCAUGUGCCUUAAUGUAUAAAAUAGAGGAAGGGAAAAACAAUCCAAGUGCUAUAGCGGAGCUGAGAAGUCUUUUUCAUUUUAAAUGCCUCUUCAAUAUGUAGUGAAAUAUUUAUUUUGUAUACAAAAUAGCCACCACAUGUGCCAAAAUAUGGCACGUCUUCCAGAACACAACAGCUGCCUGAAAACAUGUUUUUUAAAAAUACACCUCUACCCCAAUAUAACGCUGUCCUUGGGAGCCAAAAAAUCUUACCGCAUUAUAGGUGAAACCACGUUAUAUCGAACUUGCUUUGAUGCAAUGGAGUGCGCAGGCCCGCUCCCCCCCUCCCCCCCCCCCGAGCGCUGCUUUACCACGUUAUAUCGGGUCGUGUUAUAUCGGAGUAGAGGUGUAUGUAUUGUUAUAUGUUAUACAUAUAGUGUAAUUAAUUAUUUCCUAAAGUGAAAUACAGAAAAUUGUAUACAAA
This is a messenger RNA of Malaclemys terrapin pileata, 4575 nucleotides long. It is a transcript of the gene TNFRSF4, whose product is annotated as TNF receptor superfamily member 4. The transcript has 7 exons. The coding region runs from base 47 to 916 and encodes 289 amino acids. Lineage: Eukaryota; Metazoa; Chordata; Testudines; Emydidae. Gene Ontology annotation, biological process: inflammatory response. Gene Ontology annotation, molecular function: protein binding; tumor necrosis factor receptor activity. The record is from RefSeq and is a predicted model, not a curated record.